CGGUGCUCCAAUCUUUUUUUGCUUUUACUGUUAUUGGGUUCGAUUCUCUGGUUGUUCUUUUGAACGGGUUUCUCGAAAUGCAGUCAUGUGAUCUCUCAAAUUCCCGUUAAUGGGGGGGGGGGGGGGGCUUAGCUGGGGUUUGCAUAUUGGCAUUGUUUAUGGAAAAAGAAUAAUGAAAGCGUUUUUUUUUGUGGAAUUGGAAGGAAGAUAGGUUCAAUGGGCUGGAGGAGGAAGAUAUGCUCCUUGGGAUUGCUUCUUCUGGUGUGGAUUUCGAUGGUGGUGGCAGGCUAACUGGGACCUUAAAAGCUGUUUUCUUUUGAUGGGUUGAAUGAACUAAAGCAGGGUAGCAAUGGGCAGCUUGAGCGAGGAAGAAUUCCGGUUUUUCGAUGCUGCUGAUGACAUUGCAUCGACAAUCUCUGGUGGCAGUAGUGACAUCUUUGAUUGCCAGCAGAGUUUGGGAGAUAUCAAUUCAGCUGCCUCUAGCCCUCGUUAUGCAUUGUGGGCCGACGCCCCCAAAAGUGUGGAGGAACGACGAAACAUGUUUUUGAAGUGGAUGGAAGUUGAAGGUUCAUGCCCAGAUGGAGAUUUGCCCAGUCCAGGAGGAAGCGGGAUUAAUAGAAUGAUUGAAAGUAGUGGGGCUGUGUUGAGGAACUCUUGUUAUGAAGGCGAGUUUUGUUCGACAAGGUCUUCAAGUUCCAUUCUUCUGGAGGAGUUGGGCUCGGCUCAAGAGUUAGUAGGUAGAGAUGGGAAUUCAGGCGGAGGGCUGGCUUCUAAUGUAGAUGAAAGUCAUGACCUUUAUUCACCAUAUUUAGCAAGAGCUAGGGAAUGUAGUAGUAAAGCUUCUGGCUCAUUGCCUUCUUCACUUCUUCAGCUUCAGCCGAACUGUGAGAGAUCCAAUGAUAGUAGCACAAGCAGCAGCACAGCUUCCAAGGCAGAUAAAAAACGGUGGUUGAGCAGGUUGAGGUCAAUGGCAUGUGCUGUGGAUGGAAGAACACAGGCUGAGAGGAUGAGCCAUUCGGUUGAUGAUUCACUUUUGUAUAGGACACGGAGGGUGAAAGUUAGGCAAUCUGGGAAGCAAGUAAAGGAGCUCUCUGCACUCUAUAGUGGGCAAGAUAUCCAGGCUCACAGGGGCUCGAUCUUGGCGAUGAAAUUUAGUCCAGAUGGGCAGUACCUGGCAAGUGCUGGUGAAGAUGGGAUCGUGAGAGUAUGGCAAGUUCUUGAAGAUGAUCGAUCGAAUGAACGUGAUAUUCCAGAAAUAGAUCCUUCAUGCAUCUACUUCACUGUGGAUCAUUUAUCCGAGUUGAAACCCCUCAUUAGUAAUCAAGAGAAGACGGUUAAAAUGAGGAGUUUGAGGAAGACAUCUGAUUCUGCUUGUGUGAUUUUCCCUCCUAAAGUUUUCAGAAUAUUGGAGGACCCAUUGCAUGAGUUUGUUGGUCACAGUGGAGAUAUCUUGGACUUGUCAUGGUCAAAUGAUAGUCAUUUACUGUCGGCUUCAGUUGACAAAACUGUUCGUCUAUGGCAAGUAGGAUGCAAUCGAUGCCUUGGGAUCUACUCACAUAGCAACUACGUUACUUGUGUUCAGUUUAAUCCUGGGGAUGAUAAUUACUUCAUGAGUGGUUCCAUAGAUGGGAAAGUUCGGAUUUGGGCAAUUUCUGGUUGCCAAGUUGUUGACUGGGUCGACAUUAAAGAAAUAGUUACAGCAGCUUGUUAUCGUCCAGAUGGGCAGGGAUUGAUUGUUGGCUCAAUGACAGGCACUUGCCGCUUGUAUAAUAGGACUGACAAUCGCUUGCAAUUGGAUGCACAAGUGUGCUUAAACACCAAAAAGAAGUCACCUGGAAAAAGAAUAACUGCCUUCCAGUAUUCCCCACAAGACUCGGACAAGGUAAUGGUGAGCUGUGCCGAUUCACAAGUCAGGAUACUGAAAGGGCUCAAUGUGAUUGCCAAAUACAAAGGCUUGAGGAACACUGCGAAUCAUGUAUCUGCACGGUUUACUUCAGACGGAAAGAAUAUAAUAUCAGCUUGUGAAGAUGCCAAUGUUUAUAUGUGGGAUAGUUUUGGCUUGGAAGACUCAUUCUGCCCAAAUGGUAAAAACAUCAAGUCUUGUGAGCGGUUCUCUGCUGAUGCAUCGGUUGCACUGCCUUGGUCUGGUUUCAAGAAGUCUUGGAACUCGGAAAAUGGAGAAUCUCUGCCUUUUUCUUCGCCUGCAAGUUUCAAUCUGGGUCAAGAAUACUACCUCGAGUCCUAUCCCAAAGGUUCAGCAACCUGGCCAGAGGAAAAGCUUCCAAGAUCAAGCCCUUCAUCAGCCACGCCAUUAGCAUCGAUGCAUAAAUCCCAGUACAAGUUUCUGAAAGCUUCAUGCCAGAGCACUGCUGGCUCUCAUGCAUGGGGUCUUGUCAUUGUGACUGCAGGGUGGGAUGGCAGGAUUCGAUCUUACCACAGUUACGGCCUUCCAGUUCCAACCUGAGAUUGUUCUUGGUUUUCCGGAGGAUCAACCUGGUGUUCACUAUCUCAGGCGUGGAUGCAUUAUGCUCGAAUCUCGAUGCUCAGCUGGGCCCAUGUCUGAUGAAUGCUUAGGCAUGACAAGUGGUGGGGUAUGGUUGGCUGCAAACAUAGACCUACUUGGGAAUGGAUUUUUCUCAUUCGUCAACUAAUGGAAAGAUAUGCAGAGGUCAUGUCUUAAGAAGAGGAGAGGCCAGUAUUAGAUACAUUAUUCUUCUUUAUCCAUAUUGGAGGCAGGUCGUGGGUCAGCCACUUCACAACAAGAUGAGGGGUAUCAAAACCUGGUGGCUGGAGUUCGUUUUAGGGGCAGGAAAUGGUGGGGGUUAGGGAGCUUCUCACCAUUACAACAUAUAUUGGCGGUUCUGAUAUGAAUGAUUGAAUUGCUCUUGUCUGCCAUUUCUUGCUUUCAGGGUAGGGUAUAUGCUUCACCUGACCGGUGGGGGCAUCAAUUUUGAGACGUCAGCAUCUACUUGACUUCUUAUCGAUCCAAACCAUCGCUCGAAGUCCAGCUGAUGUCGAACCAGUAUCAAAUUUUUUGGAUGUUGCUUUGAAAGAGUUGAUGAUCUCUGUAUGUGUUUAUUUUCCUCCCUCUUUUUGCAGUUCCUGCUCUUGCUCACAGGAUUUUUGUACAUGUAUCUUUGUAUUCUUAAGCUUAUUCUAAACCCCCUCCCCUUUCAUUCUUCUUGGAUUAGGAUUAGCGAUAUCGAUGUCCAUCCUGUUUUCUGGAGAAAGUAUGAAGAGAUGAAAUUUGCCUUCAUGCCUGAACAUGUAGUUCUGGGCAGCAGAUGUUUUAAAGGUUUGUCCUUUGGUGUAAAUUGUAAAUGAUCUGGAAAGGAGAAGAAAAGGAAAAAAAGAAAAAGAGUUGUGAUCACCAUUUUGGCUAUGUAAACUCUUCUGUGUUGUGGUUGGAUUCUUUAACUUGUAACUAUCCUGGGAAAGUUUCCAGUAUCUGGUUCAUCAAGUUUCCAGCUUUCUAGUUACUGUAUUUUGUAGUUUUGUCAUUUACACCAAAAUCAGGUACCUCAUGGAUUUUCUCUCCAGAAAGUACCCCUGCAACUUUCUGCUGAC
This is a messenger RNA of Linum tenue, 3567 nucleotides long. The record is from the annotation of a GenBank genome assembly. Lineage: Eukaryota; Viridiplantae; Streptophyta; Magnoliopsida; Malpighiales; Linaceae.